Lindgomyces ingoldianus is the source of this 4568-nucleotide messenger RNA. RefSeq lists its product as uncharacterized. NCBI's taxonomy places the organism in Eukaryota, Fungi, Ascomycota, Dothideomycetes, Pleosporales, Lindgomycetaceae. The transcript has 2 exons. Bases 393 to 4568 code for a protein of 1391 amino acids. The record is from RefSeq and is a predicted model, not a curated record.
UAUCAACUUUGGAAGCUCGUCUGAGUACCUCCUGCCCUUCGAGCAUCAGCUUUGAAAUUGCUUCCUAGUUCCAUCUUCCCUAAUUCUCUCCUGAGCGCUGCCCUCGACUGUGACGCGGAUGCAGGCUUCGGUGCUCUCGGCGAAGAACUACUCCACCCGGAGCACCACUGAGCGCCCGUGACUCUUCUUGACCUGCCUCUCUUCCUGUCCUCAAACCCACGACACUAUUCACCCUCAAAUCUCCCUUAUUUCCCUGUUGAUGUAACACCCGUUCCUUCCAGACCGGCGAUCGACCGUGUCAACUCUCGCGUCGUCCAACCUUCCUCUGUCGACAUCAACUGGGAGAACAGGGUCCACAACGAUUUCAACAUCAAAUCGCACUCACAGUCGCAAUGGGCUGGUGGCGUCGCAAUCCCUCUCUCUGGUACCGCUCCCCCCUGCACCGCUACGUUCGUCGCUCCCUCCUCGACAACGAGGCUGCGCUCCGGAGCCGCUGCUUCUCUAAGGCGCCACCUCAACCCACCCAGCACAAGGACGACGAUGAAGGCGGAAAGCGUCCCCCAGGAAUAUCGGGUCUCGAGUGGGUCCAGCUUCAGCACUACCGGCGCUGGAAGCAACGGUUGAACGAGGAUCCGUACCAUGUCUUGUUCGGAGCGAGCAAUGACAUGCUCAAGGGGAAGGGACUAAAGAACUGGGAGUGGAUGUACAAGGUCUUUCCGAAAUGGAUGGUGAAGGAUAUGGACUUCCCGGAGUGGUCCGGACGGGAGAAACGGACGGAGGCCCAAAAUAACGGAUCUUUGGGGAAGACCGCUGGCAAUUCUCCCUAUCCUUCCCCGCCAUCGUACACCAGCAUGAACGCAGCUUCCGAUGCGACAUACCCGAGGAAGGUCAACAUCGAUAGCGGGGAUCAAUCAAAGUCGCGGAACCCUAGCUGGAAGGCACGGGAAGCUACUUUCAAGACUACCCGUAUUGACCGAUCCGGAGAAUCAUCAGGUGUAGCAUCUCCUUCAGACCCUCGGCGACCACAGGAACGAAGCGAGCCAUAUCGCAAGGACGACGCCCAGAAUUCUGAGUGGGUGUAUGGCAAGACGGCUGGUUGGAGGGUUGGAGCGUCUACUCCUAAAGAAGCCACUCCUUUGAAUGACACAUCUCGAGUCUCCAAAACGGCAACCCGGCCAAGUUCUAUUAGCGAGAACGACACCGCAUCUAGGGAAGAGGCAUCGACUCGAGAGGCGGCAUUCAUCAAGGAAUUUCUUGCAGACUCACCUGGCCCUCCCAAGACUGUCUUAGGAUUGGAGAACAAGACCAAGGAUUGGAGAGAAACAGUCCUAGAACGACGCACAUCACCCGGAUAUGCCCCGAAGCCUAGGAAGGCUGAAUCAGCUUCGACUGACACACCUAAACACACCCAGGACGAUGGAAUCAGCAGUCAACCUCCUGAGCUCAAGUCUCUGUCGACAAGUGAACCACCAGGGCAUCGAUUUUGGCCGGCUAUGUCAAAUCGUGGACAGUCUCCUACCGAGGACCUAUCCCCAAUUCCUUCUUCUCAAUCUCCAGGGAAUGGCAGUGAAAUGGAAGCCCACCGCCCGAUCCUAAAGGCAGAGGUCGCAUUUCCAGAAGACCCAGACCGAGUUAUUAAAGUUAGCCAUAGGCAUUCCGAGACUGGAGAGUGGACUCAGACUUCCAUUCACGUUGACGAUCAUGAUUAUUCCCUUCCUUCUGUCCUACAAAUUUUGAACAAGAAACCUAUUUCCUCUGUAACCCCAGGUAUGGAGAAAGCUAUGAAAGAGCUUGGAAAGGAAGAGAAGCCCUUUAACGUGGAUAGACCUGUUGAUCUGAAGAACUUGUCCGAAGCUGCGAGGAUUGAGUGGGCUACGAGGAGAUGGAAUGAAAAGAAGGUAAGAGAGCUUGUAGGAGAGAGUGAGAGCCCUUCUUUGAAAUACGCCAAGCUUGCUGAUGGCUCAUUCGGCCCCAUGCAGGGUGGGGAGACUCAAGUUCCGGCAGAGCAUCAGCAAACGAUGAAAGGUGAUGAGGGCCUUGCCCACCAUGGAAAGGCAUCUCAUAAAGGAGAUGCAGAGGAGACCACAUCUCCCGCUGGUUCUAGAUGUACCUCUGAUGUGCUUAGCCAGCUUCCCCAGGAUGACAUAGAUUUCCUUUGUGCAAGCGACAUCCGAGCAUCGAUGGGAGUAAAAAAGAGUAACAAAGGAACUGCACAUGAACAGACCACGACCAGACGGAAGCUCGAAGAGGAAUUCAAGGGUACGCAUAAAAAAGAGUCGGUCAUCAAUCCCUUGCCUGAGGCUAAGAUGCUGAAUGAUCAGUAUGCGCGACGGGUAGAACGAGAACUGAAGGAGAAAGAGAAGGUCGUCGUCCCGGAGCCUGGUACUCACCCAACCACGGCCUCCACCUCAGAACCAGUGCUGGAAAUGAGCUUGGACCGCAUGACUAAAUGGCUGCAAGCCGGGGGGGAUGUCUUCACCAAGCAUUUCUGGUCGGAUCCUAUUCAAGCGACGGAGUCGGAUCGAAAUAAUAGGACUACUGCGCCUGACCCUCUUUUAGCAGCCAUUGGUGCCGGAUUGCAGAAGGGUCGCAAUGCCAUCCAAGGUGUCAAAAACGAGUUGGAGGUUGAUCUACCCUGCAGUAUCCCCUUGCUGAAGAGACUUGCAGCCAACGAAAGAGAUGUCUUCGCCAUUCUUGAUCACUUGUUCCGACAUCAGCUGAAUUCGUCUGCACGGCCUUCUACAAUACUAUCGAGUGAAAGACUUCAAGCUAGAAUCCAGAGGCUUCGACAGGACUUGGUGAUGACGGAGAACGAGUGCGAGGAUGCUCUUCGCAUCCUGAAGACCUCCAAGCCUCCCACCAUGACCUCGGCUGCCAUGACCGAGCGUCUGAACAGUGGUGCUGUUCUCUUGCAGAGAAAUGCCAAGCUGACGCGGAGAUUGAUACUGGGGCUCCAAGAACGCCUAGAAAGCCUCCGAGAAGACCCCUCAGAGCCUUUAUUCUGGGAAAUCGGUCACCGCCUUCUUGCUUUGCAGGAUACGCAGGUUUCCCUGGCGAACCUUGUUCAGCAUUCCCUGCAGGUGUAUUGUGUGGGCUCGAAGAACACGGAUGAGGUGGCUCAAGUGUUGGCCGGAGGAGGUGGCCUCACGAAUUCGAAGGACAUCUGGGAUAUUUCUUCUACUUCUCGUUCAAGCGUUCUUGAUGCCACCUUCAAACAGAUGCCCGAGGAGGAGAUCCAAUCCCAAAAAGCUGCUAUGCGAGGUCUUUCUGAGGACGGUAGCUCGAGGGCUCCAAAGCCUCCCCGACAGACAACCUUCAAUCAAGUCAGCCCGUUGGCACACAGUACGUUUAGACCUUUUGGCUCGCAAUUGGAAAAUCUAGGGAGGGAGGCCGAUGCUGCCGCUGCUGAGGCAGAUAGCGUUGGUGUGGAGGACACCUGGGCGAAGAAACAGCAGUUGCUAAAGGAUCAUGUUCUUGUUCACAAAGUCCGCAAAAGUUAUGGGGAUAUGUAUGGCCCCAUCGCCGUAAGUCAUCGGCAGGUUACAGGAGCUGAGGGGGCUCCUGGGGGUUUCACUGAGGGAGUGGAAAAAUGGUGCCAAGACCAGCAGAAAGUCAACCCUGACAACGCUUCUGAGCCCACAACAGCAACAAGCUCCGACGUGACUGCGCAAAGCACUCCAGCUGAAGAAACUCUUUCUGCCUCGCUAUCACAGAAUCCUGCCGCCCCUUCAGCUGCCCUCCCGCCCACUCACGAACCACCGCAUCAAGAUGCAAUUUCACCUGCUCAAGCAAAAGCUUCACCUCUUGUAGUGCCAGAGACCCCGCUGCAACGACUUCCCACUAGUGAUUCUCUAGAUUCCGCACCUGCGCAAGACGAGAGUACGGUUCAUCUUUCGGCCGCCGGCGAUAUUUCACCGCCUCCUGCGUACGCAUCGGAGGACUUAGUAAUGGGCUGUCCCCUUUCUAAUUCAGAGACAGCCGCCGCAGCGCAAAAGAACUCCGGACCCUGCACCUGGAAAGUACUCUCGUACAACGCGACCACGGACGACGUUUCGGUCAUCUCGACCAUUACGACCGACCACCCAGUUUCAACGGCCUCCAUCUCCCUACCCGAAGCCCUCCAGCGCCUAGAGAAGCCAGUGAAGUUCCUCCCGCAUUUGCCGCACGGCUUCGACAUCGUCGCGAUGAAGUCAGAUUUGCUGGUCAUCCGCGAAUCCCAUGAGCCGGGUACAGUGAUUCAGGAUGCGAAGGUGGUGACGGAGAAGGAGGCGAGAGACGAGGAGUGGUGCAGGAUCAACCCUGUAGACGGCACAACUCGGCUUUCGCCGACGGGGUUUGUGGGUGUGGAUGAUGAUUUGAGGGAGGAGGUGCGGAGGGAGAUUGAGGAGGUGAGGAAGAAAAGGGAUGAGAGGAGGUUGAGGGAGGGGAAGGGAGAAUUGGGAAGGGGGAAGAAGGAUAAGGGGGAGAGGAGAAGGAAGGGUGGGGCGGUGGCGGGGAUAGUGAAGACGGGGAUUUGGGCGGCCGCGGCCUGCUACGUGGCUGGGGUUUUAGGGGAAUUGUUUAGAUAG